Durio zibethinus is the source of this 1958-nucleotide messenger RNA. RefSeq lists its product as uncharacterized. The record is from RefSeq and is a predicted model, not a curated record. Gene Ontology annotation, molecular function: nucleotidase activity. Lineage: Eukaryota; Viridiplantae; Streptophyta; Magnoliopsida; Malvales; Malvaceae.
AAGUGGUAAGACAGAAAAAAAAAAAAAAAAAAACCUGAACACUGUUCCCUCUUCGCACCUUCUUAAUUAUUAAUCCUCUCUCUCUCUCAAUCUCAAAAGCUAUUUCUCCGUCUUGAAAUCCGUUCUCUCUCUCUCUUUCUCGGUCUCCCGUUUGACCCGGUCUAUCCCUCUCUCUCUCUCUCUCUCUCUCUCUCUUAUUUAUCUAUCGAUUCCAUCCCUUUUGAAGCAAAUCUACUUUUUUCCCAUUUAUUGUAAUCUCUUCUUUAGGGUUUCGAUUCAAUUCUUUUUAUUUUUAAUUAAGAAAAACAAUGACUACUAGUUCUUUGAAGAACAACAAGUUGCCUCCUGGCUUGGUUAACAAUCUCCAAGAAGUGCUUCUUAGCAGAAAAGGAGGAACCAACAACGAUGAACAAGAAAAGGAUGAUUCUGUUGGUGGUGAUUCUACUCAGCCAUCUACUUCUACUUGUAAUGAAAACGCUGCUGAUGACAACGACAACUCCAAGCCUGUCGUUUUGGUUACCAAUGGGGAAGGGAUUGACUCCCUUGGCCUUGUUUAUCUCGUUCAAGCUUUGGUCCGCUUAGGCCUCUACAAUGUCCAUGUGUGCGCUCCUCAAUCGGACAAAUCUGUUUCGGGUCAUUCCAUGACUGUCCGAGAAACAAUUACUGUUACUCCAGCAGAAAUUGAUGGUGCCACAGCUUAUGAAGUGUCAGGGACUCCUUUGGAUUGUGUCUCCUUAGCAUUGUCUGGGGCGCUGUUUUCAUGGUCAAAGCCUCUGCUGGUAAUUAGUGGAAUUAAUCGGGGAGCAAGCUGUGGUCUUCACAUGUUUUACUCAGGUGUUGUGGCUGGAGCCAGAGAAGCUUUAAUUUGUGGUGUACCAUCUUUGUCAAUAUCGCUGAACUGGAAGAAUGAAGAAAGCCAAGAAAGUGAUUUUCAGGAUGCAGUUGCUGCUUGUUUACCUUUAAUCAAUGCAGCCAUCAGAGAUAUUGAAAAGGGUGUUUUCCCUAAAAGUUGCUUUCUAAGUAUAGAAAUUCCUACUUCUCCUUCAGCAAACAAGGGUUUUAAAUUGACCAAGCAAAGUAUGUGGAGAUCUGCUCCAAGUUGGCUAGCUGUUUCAGCUAAUCGGCAUCCUUCUGCUGCACAUUUCAUGUCUAAUCAACAAAGCCUUGGACUCCAACUUGCACAGCUUAGCCGAGAUGCAUCUGCUGCUGGUGCCGCUCGCCGCGGGACCACACAAAAGAAGAAUGUGGAGAUAGAGUCUGUUGGGGCUGCUAAAUCCGAUACAAAUAAAGUGAAAAAGUACUUUCGAAUGGAGUUUGUAGAUAAAGAACAGGAAGAUACAGAUGAGGAUUUGGAUUUUAGGGCACUUGACAACGGAUUUAUUGCAGUAACUCCUCUAUCACUUUCUCCACAAAUCGAGUCAGGCAUUCAAACGGCUGCUUCAGAUUGGAUCUCUGGUGCACUCGAGCAGUAGAAUCUUGGGACCAACAAUGAAAUCUUAUUUGUAUAAAACUGCAGGAACCAUUACGUUUAGUCAUCAAUUGAUUUGUGCUUUUCUUGUUCCCAUUUCAUUUUUUUUUCUUUCAAAAGGGUCUUCCAAAAUUAUCAUCAAGCUGGGGUGUCUUCGUUUGUUCUAGUUGUUGAUACAAGGAAAUAGCAUCAUUGGUCUAAAUUAUGUGACCCUUGUGCUUUCCAGAUUGUUUUUUUUUUUUUUUUUUUCCCUGACCACCAUUUUUCCUUUUCCUUUUUAUUUAUUUUGGAUUUGUAUGUAAUGUAAUCUCGAAUUUGUUUUUUUAUUCUUAGACUCGAAGAAUGAAAUUCAAAUCUCUCUUUUGCAAAUAUUUAUCCUACAAUAGUGAUGUGAUGGGCUGGUCUAAUCAAAAGCCCAAUCGGCUGGUUGGGCCUAGUGAACAACAUUAUUGGGCCUUAACAGGUUGAUACGUUAACAAACUUGUCUUUU